GCGACGUUUGUCUUUUGGCAGCCCUUUUCGGAUAGGGAAGAAAAGUUGCCGUAGGAAAAAAAGGAAAGACCAACAGCAGCAACAGCAGCGCGCAGCAAACGGGGACGGCGAAGUAGCAAAAGGUCGGUCGAAAAGAUAGCAAAACGGCGAGCAGAAGGUGAACAGAAACGCCACCAGUCCCUACGUUUGCAACGACGGCAACCAGCAGAAUGACGCUGCCGAGCAGUGCGCGGGUGUACGCGGAUGUAAAUUCGCAUAAACCACGUGAAUAUUGGGACUACGAGAACUACAUCGUCGACUGGGUGAACCAGGAUGACUACCAGCUAGUGCGGAAGCUGGGCCGGGGCAAGUACAGCGAGGUGUUCGAGGCGAUCAAAAUGACGAGCAACGAGAAGUGCGUGGUGAAGAUUCUGAAGCCGGUCAAGAAGAAAAAGAUCAAGCGCGAGAUCAAGAUCCUGGAGAAUCUGCGGGGCGGCACCAACAUCAUCACGCUGCUGGCGGUGGUGAAGGAUCCGGUCUCCCGCACGCCGGCCCUCAUCUUCGAGCAUGUGAACAACACGGACUUCAAGCAGCUGUACCAAACGCUCAGCGAUUACGACAUCCGGUACUAUCUGUACGAGCUGCUGAAGGCGCUCGACUACUGCCACAGCCUGGGCAUCAUGCACCGUGACGUGAAGCCACACAACGUGAUGAUCGAUCACGAGAACCGCAAGCUGCGCCUGAUCGACUGGGGCCUGGCCGAGUUCUACCAUCCGGGGCAGGAGUACAACGUGCGGGUCGCGAGCCGCUACUUCAAGGGGCCGGAGCUGCUGGUCGACUACCAGAUGUACGACUACUCGCUCGAUAUGUGGUCGCUGGGGUGCAUGCUCGCGUCGAUGAUCUUCCGCAAGGAGCCGUUCUUCCACGGCCACGACAACUACGACCAGCUCGUGCGCAUCGCGAAGGUGCUCGGCACCGAGGACCUGUUCGCCUAUCUGGACAAAUACAACAUCGAGCUCGAUCCGCGCUUCAACGACAUCCUGUCGCGCCACUCGCGCAAGCGAUGGGAGCGCUUCGUCCACUCGGAGAACCAGCACCUGGUGUCGCCCGAGGGGCUCGACUUUCUCGACAAGCUGCUGCGCUACGACCACUUCGAGCGCCUGACCGCGCGGGAGGCCAUGGAGCAUCCGUACUUUGCCAUCAUCGUCAACGGGCAGAUGCCGCCACCGCCGACCUCCUCCGCCAAGGGCGGCACCAACUAAACAUGCGCCCUGCCCUCCUCCGUCAUGCCCGUCCACACCACCACCACCACCUUGUCUGCCGCCGCCCUGUCCUUGCGCACCAACGUACCGCAGCGAGGAGGGAGCAAGCAUUUCCACCUUGGACAGCAGUGGAGUAGCAGCAGCAGCAACGGGUGGAUAAGAUGCAGCCGACGCCACCCCACUCCGUUCGGUGUGCCCGUCUCCCUUCCUUUCGCCGCCCUCGGUGGAGGAUCGCGCCUGGCACGGAUGCUGCUGGGAGGAUGUGGUGCGUACGCGGCGCUGCUAACCAUUCACACCUGGGACGGAACGAGAACGACGACGAUGGUGCGUGCUUGUCGGCCGGACAUGACCGAGCGCCGGGGAGGUGUCGAGCGAAAAUGAAGAGUAAGUAGCGCGCUUAAAACGAGUAAGGUUUUGACGGAACGGGCGUGAGAGCGGGAACGCGGGAGCUUUGGAUGCCGUUCUUUCCCAUUCCGGAUUGAGUGCGUGUUCAUUGCCGUGCGCUUUCGCAGAGAGAGAAGAAGAAAAACGAAUAAUCGGCAUAUUGAUAAACACAGAAAAAGAAACGUAUAACAAAACAUGAAGAAAACAGCUAGUAGGGGAAGAAAAAGUUUAGCCCGAAUAUUUGAAACAAACAACAAACAGCAAAACAAAACAAAAAAAGCGGGGAUUAUUUUAGAAUAGGUUCACAUAUGCUAAAUGAGAGAAUUUAAAACGUAGCAGAAAACGCAUUGAACAACUGAGGGAAAGUGGCAAGUACGAAGCGAGAGCGAUUAAAUGAAGGAUCGAGAGAGAGAGAUAGCGAACAGAGAAAGUACGAGUGCGAGUUUGAGGAGAAGAUGCUAAGAACAUCAAAUAAGUAACCUUUCAUGUAAAAUGCGCUUUAUCUCCAUCCCCAUCUUCUCAGCAGGGAGAAAAGCAUAAAAGGGAAAUGGAGGAAAACAAAAGCAAACAAACAUCGGUAAAUCUAGUAAAACAAGGAAUAAUGCAAGGCACGAACAUCAAACCACUAACCUUACGAAGGAUAGGAGUCGUAUAACCGGGGCACACGGCAGCCAGAAAGGACAUGAACAUGUUUUGCCCGCUUCGCCUGUCGUGCCGUGACCGAAGCAUUUGUAGCAAAUCCCAUUCAAACCCCGCAGCAGAAAGCCCCGGUUAGUGGAACGGGUACUAGAAAGCGAAGGCUAGGAAUCACAAGAUAGCCCCUUCACGCCCCACCACCUCACCCGUAAAAACACUCAUUUAUUAGGCAGGAUAAUGAACAUUUCUUAGCACCACAUAUAAUGAUCAUGCUUCAAUGACAUAUAAAUAUAAACCCAGGAUGAAUUCGACAACCGUAA
Messenger RNA from Anopheles coluzzii, 2581 nucleotides. RefSeq names its product casein kinase II subunit alpha (gene CkIIalpha). Gene Ontology annotation, biological process: protein phosphorylation. Lineage: Eukaryota; Metazoa; Arthropoda; Insecta; Diptera; Culicidae. The coding region runs from base 210 to 1241 and encodes 343 amino acids. Gene Ontology annotation, cellular component: nucleus; protein kinase CK2 complex; cytosol. The transcript has a single exon. The record is from RefSeq and is a predicted model, not a curated record. Gene Ontology annotation, molecular function: protein serine/threonine kinase activity; ATP binding.